This is a messenger RNA of Drosophila miranda, 444 nucleotides long. RefSeq lists its product as uncharacterized. NCBI's taxonomy places the organism in Eukaryota, Metazoa, Arthropoda, Insecta, Diptera, Drosophilidae. The transcript is spliced from 2 exons. The record is from RefSeq and is a predicted model, not a curated record. The coding region runs from base 4 to 414 and encodes 136 amino acids.
GGGAUGCCCUGCGAUAAAGACAGGAAAGUAGCAGUUGGAUUCAAAGAUCCAAAAGAGGAAUCAGAGGUUCGUCGGGCGCCGAGGAUAUCCCCAAGUCGUUCAUUGCGACAACGGGACGAACUUCGUCGGAGCGAGCCGCCAUCUCAGCGCUCUGCGGAUCAGGCUCAAGGAGCAAGGAGACGCAAUUCGCGACUUCGCGUCAAAGAACGGAUGCGAAUUUGUGUUCAUACCGCCGCGAGCUCCUCACAUGGGAGGGCUAUGGGAGGCAGGUGUAAAAACUGCCAAGAGCCUACUCCUACGGGCGGUAGGCAGCGCGCUCCUAACCGCCGAAGAGCUCGCCACAGUCCUCGUCGGCAUCGAGGCCAUAAUGAACUCGAGGCCGCUGGGAGCCAUCAGCCGGGAUUUGAAUUGUGAAGAAAAUAUAGUUGUUCGCCAACCUUGAAU